CACAGGUUUCCAAACGCUCGGCGGCGCCAUGGGCUUGAGAACUAAACGGAGAUGGAAUGUCCCAGUCUGAACCGGUUUCAACCGGUUGCGAGUGUGUGGCAGUAGAGUAGAAGAAGCGCCUCUUUCAGCUUGCCCGCCCGCUCUGCCGCGCCUCCACCACGGCGAGUAACUUGAAAACAUUGUCCGCCGCCCGGGAAGCCUCCCCUACAAUGUGCUGAGGGCCCCCGGAGACAAUAUUAUUAUUAUUACUAUAGUGAGUGUGUGUGAGAGAGAGGCCGGCCUAGGCCCACAGACUGUCCCCUUCCCAUUCAUUGGAGUACCAGAGCGGACUGCAUCCUUCUCCCCACCAAUAAACCCGCCACACAGACAUCCUCCGCCUCACCGUCACCGCUACACAGACCGAGGGGGCCCACACCCGCCCACCGGGAUUUCUAUGUGAAGCUCAGUGCUGGAUUACUCUCAUUGGAUCGUUGUGAGGAAGAGGCAGCUCCGUUCGCGUAAUCUAUGCCAGCAAUUAUGACCAUGUUAGCAGACCAUGCAGCUCGACAGCUGCUGGAUUUCAGCCAGAAGUUGGACAUCAACCUUUUGGACAAUGUCGUGAAUUGCUUAUACCAUGGAGAAGGAGCUCAGCAGAGAAUGGCACAGGAAGUACUGACCCAUUUAAAAGAGCAUCCUGAUGCCUGGACAAGAGUUGACACAAUUCUUGAGUUUUCACAGAAUAUGAACACCAAAUACUAUGGUCUGCAGAUAUUGGAAAAUGUAAUAAAAACAAGAUGGAAAAUUCUUCCUCGGAAUCAAUGUGAAGGUAUAAAGAAAUAUGUUGUUGGAUUGAUCAUCAAGACAUCUUCAGAUGCAACAUGUGUAGAGAAAGAAAACGUGUACAUUGGGAAGCUAAACAUGAUUCUUGUCCAAAUACUGAAGCAAGAAUGGCCCAAACACUGGCCUACAUUCAUCAGUGACAUUGUAGGAGCAAGUAAAACUAGUGAGAGCCUUUGUCAGAAUAACAUGGUGAUUCUAAAACUUUUAAGUGAAGAAGUUUUUGACUUUUCUAGUGGACAGAUUACACAAGUGAAAGCCAAACACCUGAAAGACAGCAUGUGCAAUGAGUUCUCGAAGAUAUUUCAGCUCUGUCAAUUUGUCAUGGAAAACUCCCAAAAUGCCCCACUUGUCCAUGCAACUUUGGAAACGCUUCUCAGAUUUCUUAACUGGAUUCCAUUGGGAUAUAUAUUUGAGACCAAACUGAUAAGCACAUUAAUUUAUAAGGUAUGGUGCUCAGUGUUUCUUAAAUGUUCCAUGUUCCGAAAUGUGUCUUUAAAAUGUCUCACUGAAAUAGCUGGAGUUAGUGUCAGCCAGUAUGAGGAGCAGUUUGUAACACUUUUCACUUUGACAAUGAUGCAACUAAAGCAGAUGCUGCCUCUGAACACAAAUAUUCGCCUUGCAUAUGCCAAUGGAAAAGAUGACGAGCAGAACUUUAUUCAGAACCUCAGCUUGUUCCUAUGUACUUUUCUUAAAGAACAUGGACAACUUAUAGAAAAGAGGCUGAACUUGAGAGAAACUCUAAUGGAGGCUCUACACUACAUGUUGCUGGUCUCUGAAGUAGAAGAAACAGAAAUAUUCAAAAUCUGCCUUGAGUAUUGGAACCAUUUGGCAGCAGAGUUAUACAGGGAGAGCCCUUUUUCCACAUCGGCAUCCCCACUUCUUUCUGGCAGUCAACAUUUUGAUGUUCCCCCCCAGAAAGGACAGCUCUAUUUGCCAGUUCUCUCAAAGGUGCGUUUAUUGAUGGUUAGUCGAAUGGCAAAACCAGAAGAAGUUUUGGUUGUAGAGAAUGAUCAGGGUGAAGUGGUUCGUGAAUUUAUGAAGGACACAGAUUCCAUCAAUCUGUACAAAAACAUGAGGGAAACUUUGGUUUACCUCACUCAUUUGGAUUAUGCUGACACAGAAAGAAUUAUGACUGAGAAACUGCACAACCAAGUAAAUGGGACAGAGUGGUCAUGGAAAAAUCUGAAUACUUUGUGUUGGGCUAUUGGUUCGAUCAGUGGAGCCAUGCAUGAAGAAGAUGAGAAAAGGUUUCUAGUUACAGUCAUCAAAGAUCUUCUUGGUCUUUGUGAGCAGAAACGUGGCAAAGACAACAAAGCUAUCAUUGCAUCCAACAUCAUGUACAUUGUGGGGCAGUAUCCAAGGUUUUUGAGAGCCCACUGGAAAUUUCUGAAGACCGUUGUAAACAAACUAUUUGAAUUCAUGCAUGAGACCCACGAUGGCGUGCAGGAUAUGGCAUGUGAUACAUUUAUUAAGAUAGCUCAGAAAUGUCGCAGACAUUUUGUUCAAGUUCAAGUUGGGGAAGUAAUGCCAUUUAUUGAUGAGAUCCUAAACAACAUCAAUACCAUAAUCUGUGAUCUUCAGCCUCAACAGGUUCACACAUUCUAUGAAGCUGUAGGUUAUAUGAUUGGAGCUCAGACAGAUCAACCUGUACAGGAGCAUUUGAUAGAAAAAUAUAUGCUUCUUCCUAACCAAGUAUGGGACAGUAUUAUUCAACAAGCCACUAAGAAUGUUGACAUAUUAAAAGACCCAGAAACCGUCAAACAACUUGGAAGCAUAUUAAAAACAAAUGUAAGAGCAUGUAAAGCUGUUGGACACCCCUUUGUUAUUCAGCUUGGAAGAAUUUAUUUGGAUAUGUUAAACGUGUACAAGUGCCUAAGUGAAAAUAUUUCUGCAGCUAUUCAGGCAAAUGGGGAGAUGGUUACAAAGCAACCUCUGAUACGCAGUAUGAGAACAGUUAAAAAGGAAACCUUAAAGCUAAUAUCAGGUUGGGUUAGCAGAUCGAAUGACCCACAGAUGGUUGCAGAGAACUUUGUCCCUCCUUUGCUGGAUGCAGUUCUGAUUGAUUAUCAAAGAAAUGUGCCAGCUGCCAGGGAGCCUGAAGUACUCAGCACAAUGGCUACUAUUGUAAACAAACUAGGAGGCCAUAUUACAGCAGAAAUACCUCAAAUAUUUGAUGCUGUGUUUGAAUGCACGUUAAACAUGAUAAAUAAGGACUUUGAAGAGUACCCAGACCACAGGACAAACUUUUUUUUGCUUUUACAAGCUGUAAAUUCCCACUGCUUCCCUGCUUUCCUGGCCAUACCUCCGGCACAGUUUAAGUUGGUUUUGGACUCUAUAAUUUGGGCUUUCAAACACACAAUGCGAAAUGUUGCAGAUACAGGAUUACAGAUUCUUUAUACUUUAUUACAAAAUGUUGCUCAAGAAGAAGCUGCGGCGCAGAGUUUCUAUCAAACCUACUUCUGUGACGUUCUUCAGCACAUCUUUUCUGUAGUGACGGAUACUUCACACACUGCUGGGUUAACAAUGCAUGCAUCGAUUCUGGCUUACAUGUUUAACUUGGUAGAAGAAGGAAAAAUAAGCGUACCGCUGAAUCCUGCAGUUCCACCCAAUAAUCAGAUAUUUAUUCAAGACUAUGUAGCUAAUCUAUUAAAGUCGGCCUUUCCUCAUCUGCAGGAUGCCCAAGUUAAACUUUUUGUGACUGGUCUCUUCAGUUUAAAUCAGGAUAUUCCUGCUUUUAAAGAACACCUUAGGGAUUUUCUUGUACAGAUUAAGGAGUUUGCUGGUGAAGACACUUCAGAUUUGUUUCUGGAAGAAAGGGAAACAGCCCUUCGGCAAGCCCAGGAAGAAAAACACAAGCUCCAGAUGUCCGUUCCUGGCAUACUUAAUCCACAUGAGAUUCCUGAAGAAAUGUGUGAUUAGUUUUUAGAAACCAAGUUAAUGUUACUUUCCCUCCUCCCACUGAACAUCAACUUUGUUCAGGAAAACAUCACUUUGAUUAUCGUUGACCAAAAUGAUGCCAAUUUGUAAAUUAUAAUGACACCUAGUGGCCCUUUUUUCUUAUUAUGCGUUUUUGUAUAAGAAAUUUUCUGUGAAAUAUCCUUCCAUUGUUUAAAGCUUUUGGUCAUCUUUAGGUUUGCAUGACAUUUAAAAUAUUUUUUUUUUGUUUUUUUUUCCAGUUAAAUACUCCCAUCAUUUUGUUUUGUGGGGACAAGCAACUUCAAAUUUGCAUCUCUGCAAAUGUUUUGCCACAAAUUUCUUUCUCCCCAUCUAGAAAUUUCAUAUUUUCAUUCUUUUAUGAGUUUAGCCUUCCUUCUGGUGGAUCUUGCAGACUAGAAGGAAUUGGAAUGACAAAUUGACUAAUGAAGACAAAUCCGUCAGAGCUGCAUUCUCUGAACAAUGAGCAGGUUUAUUUUGGGUUGAGGUGAGCUGAACAACAUAGACUGCAGGUUGGAUAAACUUUUGCAGCAAGAUCAUGUGCAUAUCAUCCCAUUGUAAAGCAACUUCAGAAAGUAUGGGAACACAGUACAGUUAGUUAUUUUUACACUUUUUUUUUGUUUUUGUUUUGUGUGUGUGCUGUCGCUUUGUCGACAACAGCUUUUUGUUUUCCUCAAUGAGGAGCGUUGCUCAUUUGUGAGCCUUCAUUAACGAGAAGUGAAAUGGUUAAAAAUAUUUAUCCUGUUAGAAUAGGCUUGCAUCUUUUUAACAACUCAUAAAAUUCUGGCUUUUGAGAUGACUUGUACUAAUUUACAUUGUUUACCAUGCUGUAGUGCUUUAAGAACACUACUACUUAAAAAAAAAAGCAAAAUAAACUUGGUUUACAUUUA
Molecule: messenger RNA, 4643 nt
Organism: Rana temporaria (common frog)
Lineage: Eukaryota; Metazoa; Chordata; Amphibia; Anura; Ranidae
Gene: XPO1
Product: exportin 1
Biological process (GO): ribosomal small subunit export from nucleus; protein export from nucleus; ribosomal large subunit export from nucleus
Cellular component (GO): nucleus; cytoplasm
Molecular function (GO): nuclear export signal receptor activity; small GTPase binding
Source: RefSeq, a predicted model, not a curated record